AUGGAUGAUAAUAAUAAUAUCAGUAGUCCACUGGUGACAGAGGGUUCCAGGAAUGAACUUCAAUCCUGCUUGGAAGAUACAAUCGAACAAUACAUUGGUGAUUUCGGGUGGAGUCAGCUCUUCCAAGUUGUGAUCGUCUCAUUUGUCUGGAUUUUCGACUCCCAACAAGCAUUCAUCAGCAUUUUCACUGAUGCACAGCCUCAAUGGCAUUGUGUGUCAACACUCAAUGGAAACGCAAACACUUCGUGCAGCUCGGAUAUCUGCCUUCUUCCUGAGAGUUCAUGGUCUUGGGAUCUGCCUCUGCAGACAUCUAUUGUAUCCGAGUGGUCUCUUCAGUGUGCAGGCUCAAUGAUCUCCGGGAUGCCUGCUUCGGCUUUCUACAUGGGUUCCUUUGCAGGGGGGUUUGUACUAGUAGGGCUAGCGGACUCUUCUUUUGGCCGCAAGAAUACCAUGCUCUUGUCAUGCCUAGUGAUGUCCUUGGCCGGGUUACUCUCCACAGUCUCCACCAAUAUUUGGGUCUACUCGAUCUUUAGGUUUGUUUCAGGUUUUGGCAGGGCAAACAUAAGGACUUGUUCGAUUGUGCUCUCGUCAGAGCUGGUGGGCAAAAGGUGGAGGGGCCAAACCGGGACUGCGGGAUUCUUUAUGUUCACUGCAGGCUUUCUUUCUCUGCCUCUGAUUGCAUAUCUGAACAAAGAAUCCUCAUGGAGAGUGAUCUACCUAUGGACUUGUACUCCGGCAAUCCUCUAUUGUUUUCUAGUAUAUUUACUUGUUAAGGAAUCUCCCAGGUGGCUUUUUGUGCAAGGACGGAAGGAAGAUUUUGUCAGAACCCUGAAAAGUAUAGCUCCUACAGACAAGGCCGACGAUCUUACCUUGGCUAGCAUUUCAAACAUGUCAUUUGAACAAAAACUAGAGACGACAGACGUCUACUAUGCCAUUAAGAAGUUUUUCGAGAGAAAAUGGGCAAUACGUCGACUCAUGACAGUUAUGAUACUUGGCUUUGGUGUAGGCCUUGUAUAUUUUGGAAAUUGGAAUGCCAUUAGGGGUUGGGAAUUUAAACUUCAACAUCUACCUAAGCACUGCACUUAA
Molecule: messenger RNA, 1086 nt
Organism: Daucus carota subsp. sativus
Lineage: Eukaryota; Viridiplantae; Streptophyta; Magnoliopsida; Apiales; Apiaceae
Product: organic cation/carnitine transporter 3-like
Exons: 1
Coding region: 1-1086 (361 amino acids)
Biological process (GO): transmembrane transport
Cellular component (GO): membrane
Molecular function (GO): transmembrane transporter activity
Source: RefSeq, a predicted model, not a curated record